AUUGUGCCGUGGGCAGCAGUCCCGGGGCGGACUCUAGGGAGUCAGAGAGGUCCCCCUCCCGGCUUCCAGAAACCGAGAGGGCCAGGGACCGAUUGGCCUUGAAGGCAGUGACGUCAGGAUCCCAGAGCGCGAAACCGCGGAGGGAUUGAGGGGGUGAGAAAAAGGAGGGCGGGGCCUCGCUUCCUGCCCCAUCCGCUGCAGCGAUAGCGGCACAGACAGCGGCGGAGACUGGCAAGCUGGCGGAAGGGUCAAAAGAGACUCAGGAGAGCCCCUGCACGAGUCGGUACCCCCAGCCGCGCUCCAGUUCUUUGUACCCCAGCCAGUGGAGUCCUCUUCCCCAGCUUCGGGCUCGCAGCCACUGCAGCGGGGACGCCCCCCGCUCUCUUCGCGAGAACGAAGACGCGCGUGCGCAGCACGAGAAGGGAGUGGGCUAGAGUCUGAGACCCCAGGCCUGGGGGCGGGACGCGUGCGCAGACCGAGGGGCUGGGGGAGGCGGGGCGAGCUGCUGGGGUCCCCCGGUGCUGCUGAGAGCGCGCCCCCCUGCCCCGCCUCCGUACGAACCCCCGCGCUCCGGCCGGGUCAGGCCGGGCCAUGGCGUUCCUCUCGGGCCCGCGGCUGCUGGACUGGGCCAGCUCGCCCCCACACCUGCAAUUCAACAAGUUCGUCCUGACGGGCUACCGGCCGGCCAGCAGCGGCUCUGGCUGCCUGCGCAGCCUCUUCUACCUGCACAACGAGUUAGGCAACAUCUACACCCACGGCUUGGCCCUCCUGGGUUUCCUGGUGCUGCUGCCCCUGACCAUGCCCUGGGGACAGCUGGGAGGGGGCGGCUGGCUGGGGGGAACACACUGUGUGGCCUGCCUGGCGCCCCCUGCAGGCUCUGUGCUCUACCACCUCUUCAUGUGCCACCGUGGGGGUAGCCCUGUCUACGCCCGGCUUCUUGCCCUCGACAUGUGUGGGGUCUGCCUCGUCAACACCCUCGGGGCCCUACCCAUCAUCCAUUGUACCUUGGCCUGUCGACCUUGGCUGCGUCCAGCAGCCCUGGUGGGCUAUACUCUCUUAUCUGGGUUGGCAGGCUGGCGAGCCCUCACUGCCCCCUCAACUAGUGCCCGGCUUCGGGCCUUUGGCUGGCAGGCAGGAGCACGACUGCUGGUGUUUGGGGCUCGAGGGAUGGGGCUGGGAGCAGGAGCCCCAGGAUCCCUGCCCUGCUAUCUUCGAAUGGACGCAUUAGCAUUGCUUGGGGGGCUAGUGAAUGUGGCCAGGCUGCCUGAACGCUGGGGGCCUGGUCGUUUUGACUACUGGGGUAAUUCCCAUCAAAUCAUGCAUCUGCUCAGUGUUGGCUCCAUCCUACAACUGCAUGCUGGUGUUGUACCUGAUCUGCUCUGGGCUGCCCGCCAUGCGUGUCCCACGGACUGAGCUGUUUUAAUCUGCAAAAUAAUGCUCCCAUUCCUUGAAGCUGUAGAAGGUUCCUUUUUUCCUUCAAGGCCCCCCAAAAUCUAUAGCCUUGUUUUUCCCUAGAUCUCCCUUUUCAGGUUCUGUGGAGCUUUCUCUUGUUGCCUAAUCACAAGCUCUUCUUUAGAGUACCAAAGGCUGUCAUUUGAAUUCCCUAAAUUUGUACUCUUUUCCUUCCUCAGGACUGUAGAGGGCUGUCCAGCUCUAUAGAAUUCAUUACUAUUUUCAUCUACUCCAGAAUAGGUUCUCACAGCCUGUCAUGUUUUAUAGAGCUAUUUCUCUGAUGAUGGCUCACCCCAAGAGGUAGUAUGAUGUGACUGAAUGACUGACAGCAUCAGGAAACAGUGGAUUAUAGUCCUCCACUAUUCUGCUGUCUUGUACUGUGACCUUAGACAAGUCAUAGGGCCUUAGGUCCCUUAUCUGUAAAAUGAGGGGCAAGCUAUAUGUUUUAUAAUUCUGAAGCUAAGCUUUCAUCUAGGUUUCCAACUCUAGAUGUCUGCAUAUUUGCCACCCCUUCUCAGAGCCAGUAAUCAGUAACUUUACCUGUUAUCUAAACCCCUUCUGUUCUUCACUAAAUUGGAUGGGGAGCAGUGAAGGACUCCCCAGCUCCUCCAGUAUCUGGUGGCCUUGAGCAUUUGCACAACUAAAGUCUCCUUCCCUGGCAUGCUAGCCCCUUAUAUUUAAUUUCGUACAAGCUCCACCUCUGAGAUUCUUCCCUUCCCUCUCUCCUCCUAAAACCUCCUAUACACACAAACAACCAUGGAAUUAAGGAUACCAAACACCAAGAUGUCUGCUUCUUGCACAAGGCCUCUUUGCACAAGGAUUGGGCCAGGGUGGUCCCUGCAGAAGAAAAUUCAGCUUCUUACAAAGACUAUAACAACCACUCCUAAACUAGGGCAAAAGACUAGCUCUCUGGUCCAAGAAUUCAGGCUUUUUCUACUCUGCAUAAGAUGGAUCCAGAGGGUUUUUAAAUGCCCAAGCAAACUUUAAGUCUCACCUGUGGACUGAAACUGCCCAGGUCUAAACUCCAGCACUUUUUGCCUAAGGAUGGUGCUCUUUGACUGUUGGACUUGUAAGACUUGGAAACCUCUCAAUUCCUGAUAAAGAUGCAACUCCAAUCUGCAGUCUUCUUGUAUGAGGAUGCUGGCCUUUUGGAACAGGAAUGUCUCCCACCCUAGACCUUAUCUUUAGGGUUGGUAGAACUAAGGAUAAAUCAAUAAAUGGAGCAGGAUGAGCUGAUCAGGAAA
Phascolarctos cinereus (koala) is the source of this 2696-nucleotide messenger RNA. It is a transcript of the gene PAQR4, whose product is annotated as progestin and adipoQ receptor family member 4. Gene Ontology annotation, cellular component: membrane. Gene Ontology annotation, molecular function: signaling receptor activity. The record is from RefSeq and is a predicted model, not a curated record. Lineage: Eukaryota; Metazoa; Chordata; Mammalia; Diprotodontia; Phascolarctidae.